GAGAGAGAGAGAGAAAGAGAGAGAGAGAGAGAGAGAGAGGUCGUCCCGCGCCAUUGCUUCGUCUUCAUCUCCCUCUACAUCUUUCUCUCUGUUAAGCCUCUUCUCUUAUCCCUCAUCGGUCUCCUCCGAUUCCUCUCCUCUUGAUCAAUUUCUCUUUUAUUUGUUUAUUUAAUUGCUGUUUGUAGUUGCUCUCCGUAAUCCAUGUCCUCGAGUAAGCCCGAUCGAGAUCGGUCCCUGGAGGUUGAAGGGUUUUUGAACGAACUACAGGGAUGGAACAACUUGUUCAAGGAUAAAAAUCAGAAAUUGAAAACUCAGUACAGGGAAUGUUACUAUUCUUAUGGUUAUUCCGAGAGUAAUUUGCUGUUGUUCUCUUUGAAGGGGUCUUUACAAAACUCUGGAAAGAGUCAAGAAGAAAAAGGACCUCCUAAAAAAGUUCCUGCAGUUGAAUCGAACACUAAGAGUAAUGUAGCUUCUGAUUUUCCUGCAAAAAAUCCCAACGAACGAUAUAACUACUCGAAGUAUUCUGCUUUUUUGAAUGAGGAGACAUUACCUGAUGCAACCUCAGAGAAAGAGCUGGGAAAUGAGUAUUUUAAACAAAAAAAAUUUGCUGAAGCAAUUGAUUGCUACUCGCGAAGUAUUGCAUUGUCUCCCACAUCCGUUGCUUUUGCCAAUAGAGCUAUGGCAUAUCUCAAACUCAGGAGAUUGGAGGAGGCGGAGAAUGACUGCACUGAAGCCUUGAAUUUGGAUGAUCGCUAUGUUAAAGCAUACUCACGUCGAGCAACAGCUAGGAAAGAACUUGGCAAACUUAAGCAAUCAAUGGAAGAUUCUGAAUUUGCCAUAAGACUUGAGCCUAACAAUCAAGAGCUCAAGAAGCAGUAUGCUGAAACAAAAGCUUUGUAUGACCAGGAAAUGGCCAAGAAGGUUUCUCAAUCCUUAAAGCCUUCUGUUUCGGAAAUUCAAAAAGCAGACAAUUUAGCCACAUAUAAGGCCCAAAAGACAGCUGCGACUGCAAAAAAAACUGUCAACAUGAACAGCAGCAUGGAAAUUGAUGAUUCGCCUUUGGUUGCUGUAAAUGAUACAGAAAGAGAAGCUUCAAAAGCUCCUGCAGAAACCAGAGAGAAUUUAUUUGAUAGAUCAAAAGGAGGCGGAUCGAGUUCCGCAGAUGCUAGUAUGAAGGGGACUCGGGUUUCUAGUCGGAAAGACGAGUUAAAACCAUCAAUGCAGGAUCUUGCAUCUCGUGCUUCUUCAUUAGCUUUGGCUAAUUCUUCUAAAAGUAUCACUGCUCCAAAAUCAGCUUAUGAAUUCGAGGUUUCCUGGAGGGCACUCUCUGAUGACUGUGGUCAGCAAGCUCAGCUGUUGAAGGCAAUCCCACCAUCUACUCUACCUCAAAUAUUUAAAAAUGCACUUUCCGCACCCAUUCUGAUAGAUAUCAUCAAAUGCACUGCCACAUUUUUUAGGGAGGAUACAGAAUUCGCAGUUAGCAUAUUGGAUAAUUUGGUCAAAGUUCCACGUUUUGAUAUGAUAGUCAUGUGCCUUUCAGCUAAGCAGCGAUCUGAACUUCGGCGCAUUUGGGAGGAAGUGUUCUCUAUCAAGGACAUAGCAGCACGACAGAUUGAAGCCAUAAAUCGGCUCCGACUGAAAUACUGUGGCGAGGAAUCGUAGGAUCAAAUGUUUAUCAAAUGGAUGGCCCAAAGAAAUGUAGUUGUUCUAUGUAUUAGUUUUUUCGCCUCUUUUUUUUUUUUUUUCGGGGAUUUGGGGUGGGGGGGAGAGGCAGACCUUUUUCGGUCUUUUAAGCCAAUCCAGAAUCUUAUGUGGAAGAGAGGAUUUGAGUUUUGUAUAUUCCUUACUAUGCUGUAUUCUAGUUCAUAUGGUAGUUUAAGGUUAGAAAGGUUCCUUUA
Ananas comosus (pineapple) is the source of this 1898-nucleotide messenger RNA. Its product is annotated as RNA polymerase II-associated protein 3. Gene Ontology annotation, molecular function: protein binding. The coding region runs from base 202 to 1662 and encodes 486 amino acids. Lineage: Eukaryota; Viridiplantae; Streptophyta; Magnoliopsida; Poales; Bromeliaceae. The record is from RefSeq and is a predicted model, not a curated record. The transcript is spliced from 12 exons.